Messenger RNA from Gasterosteus aculeatus aculeatus (three-spined stickleback), 2448 nucleotides. It is a transcript of the gene cnot7, whose product is annotated as CCR4-NOT transcription complex, subunit 7. Gene Ontology annotation, molecular function: poly(A)-specific ribonuclease activity; nucleic acid binding. Lineage: Eukaryota; Metazoa; Chordata; Actinopteri; Perciformes; Gasterosteidae. The record is from RefSeq and is a predicted model, not a curated record. Gene Ontology annotation, cellular component: CCR4-NOT complex.
CGCUACAGGGAGCACCGCUGUGUCAAAGUGGCUCUGAGUGUGAGAGAGUGAGUGUGAGGGAGGGAGAGGGUGAGUGAGUGUGAGGGAGAUUGAGUGCGUGUGUGCAUCGCUCUAGUUGCUCGUCUCUGUCACGUCAAGCGCACCCUCUCUAAGUAUGUGUUGAACCUGUGCACCGCGUCCCCGCCCGUCCGCUCGCGUUAGCUUAGCCCGCUGCUAACCGCUACGCGGAGCCGGACGUUAGCUAACUGCCUGCGCCGAGCUAAUGUUGACAGCAUGCAGCCAAGCGCGGCACGCACGCUCCCGCUCGGCUGCUAACGUGUCUGUUUGCGUCACCGUGUGGGAUCCCAGGUGAAGGGAAGCAGCGACUGGCUUCCCUUAAGUUGAGAUAUCUGAUCCCCGUGGCAGGUCGUUAUUAAUAGUGUGUGUGGAUCAUGCGCCGUGUGCCCCUGCUCAUCGUUUGGUCUGUCCCUGGUCAGCAGUUUGGUCUAUGAACCAGCUGUCCUUUUUUUUUUUUCCUUCCUCCUCGCAUCUAUCUCGGUACAUGAAGCGGCACUAUGCCCGCUGCUACUGUGGAUCACAACCAAAAGAUAUGUGAGGUUUGGGCCAAUAACCUGGAGGAGGAGCUGAAGAGGAUCCGGCAGGUCAUCCAAAAAUACAACUACAUUGCCAUGGACACAGAGUUUCCAGGUGUGGUGGCCCGACCUAUUGGAGAGUUCAGGAGCAACGCCGACUAUCAGUACCAGCUGCUGCGCUGCAAUGUGGAUCUGCUCAAGAUAAUCCAGCUUGGCCUCACCUUUAUGAACGAACAGGGCGAAUACCCUCCGGGAACAUCGACGUGGCAGUUCAAUUUUAAGUUUAACAUCACGGAAGACAUGUAUGCGCAGGACUCCAUUGAGCUGCUGACCACUUCAGGGAUUCAGUUCGAGAAGCACGAGGACGAAGGCAUCGAGGCGCUGUACUUUGCGGAGCUGCUGAUGACCUCGGGGGUGGUGCUCUGCGACGGGGUCCGGUGGCUGUCUUUUCACAGUGGCUAUGACUUUGGAUACCUGAUCAAGAUUCUGUCCAACGCUAACCUGCCUGAGGAGGAGGUGGACUUCUUUGAGAUUCUUCGCUUGUACUUUCCCGUCGUUUAUGAUGUCAAGUACCUCAUGAAGAGUUGUAAAAACCUGAAGGGCGGCCUGCAGGAAGUAGCUGAGCAGCUGGCGCUGGAGAGGAUCGGACCGCAGCAUCAGGCCGGCUCUGACUCCCUUCUCACAGGCAUGGCCUUCUUCAAGAUGAGAGAGAUGUUCUUCGAGGAUCACAUCGACGAUGCAAAGUACUGUGGUCACCUCUACGGGUUGGGCUCCGGCUCCGCCUACGUGCAGAACGGAACAGGCAACGCGUACGAAGAGGAGGCCAACAAGCCGCAGUCGUGACGUCACUCCCGAGCCCCUCCCGCCCCGCGGGUCACCUGGACAGCCGCCAAAGCGCACACCCGUCAUCCAACCAGCUGCUUCCCAUUGGCCCCCGCUCACCUUAGACAACUGAUUAUGAUGCUGUGUGAGUUCAGUCCUGUAUUCUCACGAGGCAGUCUGCACGUCCCGGUUGGGUCACUUGAAUCUGGGAAGGCUUGAAAAUUAUGGGGUUUUAGUUUUCCUAAAAUGUUCCGUAGAAAUGUUUUGCACUUUAAAGCUCCAACCUGAUUUUAUAUGGAAAGCUGAACAGGAGUUUCUAUUGUCUUUGUUGCCUUCCCAUUUAGCUUUGUGAACACUAAACACUCGAGGACCGCUCUCAGCACGCCGCGCCUUAAGAUUACCUGCGUUUAUUCUCUUUUAACCUUUAAUUUAUUGUGCUGGUUAUCUGACAUUAAACAGAUACUCUGUUCAACAUGACGCCACGUGUUGUCUGCCAUUGGAUCUCCUCUAUGGUGUCAGUGUAUAUAAGCGCUAGUGAAUGUUUCUUUUUCCUCAUUCUUAUCCCACUGUGAUAAGCCUCAAGACAAAUACGCUGGUGUUUCUGCUCAUGCAGUGUGUCGACUGGACGUAAAAACCGAGUUUUAAGUUACUGUUUUGUUACUGUUUGUGUUCAUGAUAAUGCUAAGAAGUCACUAAACAUUCAGUUGUUGCACAUGGCUUUCCUUGCAGGAAUAUGGAUCAUUUGUGCACGUAAACACCCUCAUUGACACAAGCACAUAGGAACCUUUUAGAUGGUUUUACAAUCCUUCACCAAACCUUGAAAAAAAAAACAAUUAAGUAUAAGAACGCUCUCCUGCAGUAAGACGUGCAGAGGUUACCCGGAGAUACUCUGUUGAGAGUAAAACUCUUUAACUGAGUUUACGUAGAGUUUGAGUGUUGAAAGCCGAGUGGAGUUCAAUUCAGCUUCUUAUUUUUUUGUAAUUCCCUUUAGUUCAUUCAUGCUGCGGAGCCGCAUGUACUAGAAUGUUUGAAUAAAUGCUGUGUUAAUCCUGAA